Messenger RNA from Rhineura floridana, 2620 nucleotides. It is a transcript of the gene CREBL2, whose product is annotated as cAMP responsive element binding protein like 2. The transcript is spliced from 4 exons. Bases 195 to 560 code for a protein of 121 amino acids. Gene Ontology annotation, biological process: regulation of DNA-templated transcription. Gene Ontology annotation, molecular function: DNA-binding transcription factor activity. Gene Ontology annotation, cellular component: nucleus. The record is from RefSeq and is a predicted model, not a curated record. NCBI's taxonomy places the organism in Eukaryota, Metazoa, Chordata, Lepidosauria, Squamata, Rhineuridae.
GUUACCAAAAUGCAUUGGGCUGGCCCUCCUUUUGGGAGGUGCGCAGAAGAGUGGAAAGAGUUCAAAACAAGGAAGCAACAUGUAAUGGAGAAGAAGUCCUUUGGUUGUCCAGCCUAGAGGGGGGCUGGCGUGUGAUUAUUUGUUUUUGUAAGGCUAUAUUUGGCUUAACAUUUCUUCUUGGCUCGGCUGCACACAUGGAUGAUAGUAAAGUAGCUGGAGGCAAAGUGAAAAAACCAGGUAAACGUGGCCGUAAACCAGCCAAAAUAGAUUUGAAAGCCAAACUUGAGAGGAGCCGGCAGAGUGCGAGGGAAUGCAGGGCAAGAAAGAAGCUGAGAUACCAGUACCUGGAAGAAUUGGUUUCGAGCAGAGAGAGAGCAAUCUGUGCUCUGAGAGAAGAGUUGGAAAUGUACAAGCAGUGGUGCUUGGCAAUGGACCAAGGAAAAAUCCCCUCUGAAAUUAAAGCCCUACUCAGCGGAGAAGAGCAAAGCAAACCCCAGCAGAAUGUGGCCAAGGCGGCCAAAGCGGCCAAGGCUGAUGCAAACAGUCACAGUUCCUGGUGAAGAUCAAUCAGCUGAGAUUGAAGUCCAUAUUUAAAGCAACAACAACGAUUUGUGGGUUUUAUGUUAACCCCUUCCAUGGUGACAGUGUCUGGUCAUGCUGCUGCUGAGGCUUCAAAGAACUUGAUAGUUGAGAUGAAUCACCAAAAUAACCUGAUGGAAAACCAGUGGAAUUAAAUCUACAACUUUUAAAAAUUCAGUUUGUUAUAUAACUACAGCAUAUAUGUAUGUAGAAAUGUCUGCUGUAACAAUGAAGGAAAUAUCUAGACUUGUGUUAUAAUUGCUUUUAGGGUUUAUGGUUUAUGUGUUUGAUUUUUCUGUUUAUUAUUCAUAGGAGUGGUUAUUGAAUAAAAUGUGCAGCAAAGGAUUAGGUCUUGACAUUGAAGUAGUAUAUGUGUAUGGUAUUUAUUUGUGGUCCAUGUUGUCAUACUAAUCCCCAUUUCCCAUGGUGGGCUGCAAAAAUGUAAUGAUUUUACACUUUUGUUAUUUCUGAGCCAAUGUAGCAUUGUGGUUAAGAAUAUGACCUGUGAACCAGGAAGUCCUUGGUUCAAAUCUUGCCUCUGCCAUGAGCUCACUUGUUGGCCUUAGGCAAGCUCACAUUAUCUGCAAUUAGAGUGAUAAUACUGGCCUAUUUUGUACAGGACUGUUGCAAAUAUGCCUGAUAUCACAUCUGAGAUGCAUUUUUAAGUACUCAAAAAGAAACAGUUGUGGAUGCUUUCCUAUGCAAAACUCCAUGCAAGUAGAAAACUAGCACAGGUGGGGGUGGGCAUGGGCUGGAACACUUCUUUGAUGUGCUAGGUAUCUGUUUGCUUUUUUGUACAAAAACUGUGUCUCUUGUCUACUAUCUAUAAUGUUACAAUCUGUUCUCUCACCUCAGUAUGCUGCAUGUGUAGUUUCCUAGAGAGGCAGGGAAAUAUAUGUAUCAAAAUAGGAGGGACGCUUUCCCCCCCAUUUUCCAAUCAGCUUGCAGAAUUAAUGGUCAGGUGUUCUCCUUGCUAUUGCAGGGCAGCCCAGUUAACAUUGCUUCCCACCCUCCAUUUUGCUCACUUAGCCAGGGAUCAGGGAUGGCACUACGUCUGCUGAGCAACUUUUCUGAGAUUCUCCCAUACUCAUCAAACUCAGGUGCAAGCUACAUUAACAACCCCAGUACAUCCUUUGUCCUUUGGGACAAUGUCACUGUCCGCAUAUUGGCAGACAGCAUGGGGAACCAAUCUUGCACCAGAUCACCCUCCUCUGAGGAGCACAGAGUGGUGAAUGCAUCCAACAUAGUGACUUAAACAUACUUUUGGGAAAAAUCCAUCACACUUGUGUGCCCUAUUCCACUGAUUGAGAAUCACUGUUCCCAAUUUCAGUUGGGGCAACAGGCUAUCCUGAUCUCAUUCAGGCAAUGUCAUGGCCACCUGCAGUUACGGGAGUCUCGAGCACCACAGGCAGCAGGUUUAGCCAGCCAUAGGUUAAUUUAAUUUGACCACUUGAAUUAAUUACAUCUUUCAAGGGUUCAUUGUGAAAUGAGAUGGCCUGUGUUAAACUGUAGUGAAACAAUCUCUUUGAAAGUAAAAUGCCGCCAUAGUUGUUUUUGAACAUGAGAUUACUUUAGCUUCAGAUUACUUUAGCUUGUGUGUCUGUUUAUACCAUGCUUGUUAAUGCAAUCUUUUUUCCUUUCUCCAUGCAGUCAAGCAGCAGCUUUGUAAAGGGGAUGGCAUUUCCCACCUGGCUAGCUGCUGGAGAAAGAGAGGAAUAGAAAUGGUCUGUCCAGCACUCAUAACAUUGACUUUUCCCUUACUGAGUUGAGCACAUUUAUUGAGGGGGAGGGAGAAGGAUGUUUUUGCAGCAUAGUGAAUAGAUAUGUAUAACUGCCUGACCCCAUUCUGGAUUUUUGAUGCAUGGUGUCCUGCAGACUCCCUCUGUAGCCUGACUGUAACGUCGUCCAUCAGAAAGUGAAAAUCUUAGUCUCUUACAAGCUGAUGUCACUCACAUAUGUUUGCUUUGAAGAAACUACUUAAAUUAUUGUAAGAUUCUGAAGUCUGUUCUCUUUGUUAUGUAUUAAAGUGGAUGUAACUUCA